AUGAUAUUUGAUUUUAGGCCUGCGAGGAGUACUGCUAGAAUGCGAGAACUUGCGGGCCUUUGCCCGACGCGUCUGUCAAUUCUGCUGACUCUAUUGCUGCUCCUCAAAUGUUGCUCCUGCUAUUUGAUCAUCGUACAUGAAAACGCUCCAGCCGGUGAAAUAAUUUUCAACGCAUCUGUUCACAGGCUCGGUUCCGAUCGCGCCUACUCAAUCAAUGCACAUAAAUCGGCUAGUUAUGUUCAUCGUAUCAUUCACGUAAACCAUGACACAGGAUCAGUUCAUCUGAAGAAACAAUUGUCUUGUGAUGGCUUAUAUUAUCCUAGUUUAUUUACGUUCUACGUCGACUCGGUAUCAAGUCGUGUGCGAAAUAUUGAUUACUAUAGUUUACCGUUACGGAUUUUAAUAACUGGUGCUGAUUGUAGCGAUGGUUAUUUUGAUCUGAGUAGUCGUCUAUCAUUCGAUGAACCUGAUCAAGAAAUCCGUAACAAAAGAGAAACACGCGGCCAUAUGAGUCCACAGAAUACUGGAUUGGAGACUGCCCACCAGUACUUGCUUCAUAGCAUUCAACGGCAGAAAAUACUUCGUAUGAAACGAUCGAUUCGUUUUCUAACUGCUUCGAAAAUUCAGAAACGAGUUGAAGAUGCGAAAAGAUGGGUAUCGGAGACUUACGCCUCGUUUGCUAUUCCAACAACUGAUAAGCCAUGGCAAAGCAUUUGUUUACGAAAAUCGCAAUUUAUUAACUCAUUAGCUAGCUUUAUGCCUAAAUCGGUUGAGCAAUAUUGCAAAGUAACGUUUAUAGAUUUAAAUGAUGAUAGAUUUACGGUCGAAACUCAAAAUUUUCAUCUAGUCGCACGCGAUGAUGUUUGCAUAUAUGAAUCUUUAUGGAAGAUAGUAAUUUUAUUUAAAUUAAAUUGUGAAGGGAUCGAUGUAAUUGAUACAGAACAUAGGCUAAAAAUAGUUUAUCAUCAUCAGGAAUUCAACGAUACUGAUAUAGCUAAACGUGAGCGUGAACUCAGAAAUCAGUCUCCAUUUUUCGAGCAGGCAUUAUAUGUCGCGUCUAUUAUGGAAGAACAAAUACCACCUGCGGCAGUAACAACUCUAAGAGAGGAUCCUGAAGGCUCUACUAUAGAAUACACAAUGACGUCUUUGCUGGAUUCCAGAUCACAAGGAAUGUUUCAGAUAGAUGCGCAUUCAGGGUCCGUCGUUACAAUGGUCCGCUUGGAUAGGGAACUAGUUGAUGUGCAUUAUUUUCGUAUUUUAGCAACAGAUGACAGUUUUCCACCAAGAUCGGGAACUACAACUCUGCAGAUUAAUGUUUUAGAUUGUAAUGAUUACGCGCCCACGUUCGAAAGCUCAGAGUUUCAUGCAAGUGUACGAGAAAGUGCAUCAGCUGGAUCAACCGUAGUAACUUUACGCGCUACUGAUCAAGAUGUCGGUAAAAACGCGGAAAUAGAGUAUGCAAUAGAAAAUAUUUCGGGUGAAAAGGAUUCGACGGAUGUCAUUAAUCAACCAUUCAGAAUAGAUGCGCAAACUGGUGUUUUGACUGUUCGUAGUCAAUUAGAUCGUGAACGCGUAGAAUCUUAUUCUGUUAUUGUGACUGCUAAGGAUUUAGCUCAUCCAACGAGCGCACGUAAAACAAGUACAGCAACAGUUGUUGUAAAUGUACUGGAUGAUAAUGAUAAUUAUCCUCAAUUUGGCGAACGUACAUAUUCUGUGCAUAUCAAAGAAGAUAGCGGUAAUGAUAAUCCGGUCAUAGCUCAAGUAGUUGCAACCGACGCAGAUGCUGGUGUAAAUGCUUUCAUUCGUUAUGCUAUUAUUGGAGGAAACACUAUGUCGCAGUUUUCAAUUGACAGUAUGACUGGCCAGGUUAGUUUAGUGAAACCUUUAGACUACGAAACUACAAGAAGUUACAGAUUAGUGGUAAGAGCGCAAGACGGGGGAAGUCCAUCACGAUCAAACACAACUCAACUAUUGAUAAAUGUAGUUGACGUGAAUGAUAACAGUCCCAGAUUUUAUGCGCAGUUAUUUCAAGAAUCUGUUCUUGAAUCUGUUCCGCCCGGUUAUAAUAUUGUACGUGUUCAGGCGUAUGAUGCCGAUGAAGGUGAUAAUGCCGAAAUUACCUAUUCUAUCAUUGAUGCUACUAAGGAAGUAGUAAGUACUACUGAUUUUCCUUUAUCUGUUGAUUCCCGAACUGGUUGGGUACAUACCACAACAACUUUGGAUCGAGAAAAACAAUCGAAAUAUCAAUUUCAAGUUAUGGCUAAAGACCAUGGAAACCCGUCACGUUCCGCUUCUGCUUCCGUAUUGAUUACUGUGCAGGAUGUAAACGAUAAUGAUCCAGCAUUCAAUCCCAAACAUUACGAGGUGUCACUAGCUGAGGACGAAGUGCCGGGAACUCCAGUAGUUCAGGUAAUAGCUACAGACCCAGAUGAGGACUCUAGGUUGCACUACGAAAUAUCUGGCGGAAACACACGUGGGAGAUUUGCGAUCACUUCUCAGAACGGGUACGGACUCAUCACUGUCGCGCAAAAUUUAGACUAUAAACAAGAACGAAGGUUUAUUUUAACUGUAUCAGCUACUGAUUCUGGAGGUAGAGUAGAUACUGCAACAGUUUAUGUAAAUAUUACUGAUGCUAAUAAUUUUGCGCCGGUUUUUGAAAAUGCUCCAUAUAGCGCAUCAGUUUUUGAAGAUGCUCCAUUAGGAACUACUGUAUUAGUUGUGUCUGCGAGCGACGGAGAUGUAGGUCUUAACGCAGAGUUAACGUAUACAUUAUCCGAAGAUGCAAGUGGUCCUCAACCAUUUAGAGUAAUCGAACAAACUGGUGCAAUCGUCACAAACAACUUAUUAGACCGUGAAACUGCUAGCAGUUACUUAUUAACCGUCACAGCACAGGAUGGUGGCACUCCUUCUUUGUCCGAUACUACUGAUAUUGAAAUCACUGUGUCGGAUGUAAAUGAUAACAAACCGAUGUUUACUGCACCUAUGUAUCUUUCUUCCAUACCAGAAAAUGCUCUCAUUGGAACAUCUGUGAUUCAAGUCUCAGCUACGGAUGUUGAUAUCGGAAUGAAUGGCCGUAUUCGAUAUUCGUUGGUUGAAAAAGAUAUCGAAGAUGCUUCAUUCGUUAUUGAUCCAUCUUCUGGAGUAAUACGCACUAAUAAGGGUUUGGAUCGAGAAUCUGUUGCUAUAUACCACUUACAGGCGGUUGCAAAAGAUUUGGGCACUCCAUCACUAAGUUCUACAGCCGAAGUUCAAAUUAGAAUUGAAGAUGUUAAUGAUAAUCCUCCAACGUUCGCCAGUAACAGAAUCACAUUAUAUAUUCCUGAAAACAGUCCUGUGGGCUCGCUUGUUGGAGUUCUUCAUGCGCAAGAUCCAGAUGAAGGAAUUAACGCAAUUAUACACUACUCAAUUAUUGGUGGGGAAGACAGCAACAGCUUCAGUCUUAUGACACGCCCGGGAUCUGAUCUUGCGGAACUGCUAACUAUGGUAGAUAUGGACUACGAAUCACCUAAAAAGAAAUUUGAAUUAGUAGUACGUGCAGCUAGUCCUCCUUUGAGAAAUGAUGUCCAUGUGGAUGUUAUUGUAACAGAUGUGAAUGAUAACGCGCCUGUUUUGAAGAAUUUUCAAAUAUUUGUUAAUAAUUACAAGGAUCAUUUUCCAUCUGGGGCAAUUGGCAGAAUACCAGCAUUUGAUGCUGAUGUGACAGAUAAACUUGAUUACAAAAUAUUGUCUGGAAACAAUGCUCGGUUGUUGUAUUUGAAUCAGUCUACUGGUGAGCUAACAUUAUCACCUCAACUGAAUACCAAUGUGCCAAGACAAGCAUCUAUGAAAGUUGCAGUAUCAGAUGGAGUUAAUGAUGUACAAGCUGUAAUGACAAUGACUGUGCGCUUAGUAACUGAGGAUAUGCUACUUAAUUCGGUAACUGUGCGUUUAAAUGAUAUGACUAGUGAAGCAUUUUUAUCACCUUUGAUGAAUUAUUUCAUUGAUGGCCUUGCGGCAAUUAUACCUUGUUCAAAGGAACAUAUAUUUCUGUUGAGUGUUCAGGACGAUACUGACGUCAAUUCUCGAGUUUUAAACGUAUCAUUUUCAGCCGGUCGUUUUGACACUCCCUCUAUGUCGUUUUACAAACCACAAUACUUGCAGGAGAGGGUGUACUUGCACAGGUUGCUACUACAAAGUAUUUCUACUGUUCAAGUGCUACCGUUUGAUGACGAUUUAUGCGUUCAUGAACCCUGCUUGAAUUUCGAGCAGUGUGUUACGGUUCUAAGAUUUGGCAAUGCGAGUGGUUUUAUUCACAGUGAUACAGUUUUGUUCAGAUCAAUUUAUCCUGUUACCACAUUUGCUUGUAAAUGUCCUGAAGGAUAUACAGGGAGCAGAGAGCAUUACCUAUGCGAUACCGAAGUUAAUUUAUGUUAUUCGAAUCCAUGUAAAAAUGGUGGUGUAUGUAUGCGGAGAGAAGGUGGCUACACUUGCAUUUGUGAAAUGCCAUUCACAGGUGUAAAUUGUGAAACAGUUCUUAGUAACUGCACCGGCAAUAAUUGUAUGACGCAGCGAAAUUGUCUAAUGGAGCGCGACCUGGAUAGUAUGUGUGAAAAAUGCCCAAGAACUAAAAGUAAAGAACGGGUAACUCUGAUGUGCGAAUUACGAUCCCGAAGUUUUGUCCGCGGUUCUUACCUAACUUUUCCAAGUUUACAUCAAAGAAAUAGAUUUCAUAUAAAAUUACGGUUCGCUACAUUGGAGCAAAAUUCCUUACUUUUAUACAACGGCAGAUACAAUAAUGAGAACGACUUUGUAGCGCUUGAAAUCGUAGACGGUGCAGUACAAUUUUCGUUUUCAUUAGGCGAAGGCACUGCUACAGUUUACACAAAUGUACCAGGAGGAGUUGCUGAUGGCUUGUGGCAUAGUGUUGUAGUUGAAUAUUUUAACAGAACAGCAAUAUUAUCAGUAGACGACUGUGAUUCUACAUUGGCACUAUCUCCUGAAAUGGAAAAUAGAGGCAUAGAUUUGAUGUGCGCUAAUUCGACAUACCUCGAGCUACCAAGCAAAUGUGUAAUAUUAACUGAAAACUGCCAUAGAUAUUUAGAUUUGACAGGACCUUUACAAAUUGGUGGAUUACCUAAUGUUCCUAAUUCAUUGCAAGUAAACUCUAGAGAUUUUGUAGGUUGCAUUGGCGAUCUUCACAUAGAUCAUCGUUUUAUUGAUUUAAAUAACUUUGUAGCCGAUAAUGCCACAAUAUUGGGCUGUCCAGAGUUAUCAAAUUUUUGUUCAUCUGAUCCCUGCUAUAAUGGUGGUACAUGCAUUGAAAAAUGGGGAUCUCAUCAUUGCUUGUGUGCAGAGGGUUUCACUGGCAAAGAUUGCAAUGAAAUUACCACACCACCAUGGCGUUUUCAAGGUGAUGGCUUACUUUCAUUCAAUCCUCUUUUAAGGCCUAUUCAGCUGCCUUGGUUGAAUGCAUUAUCUAUUCGAACAAGGCAAUCAAAUGCAUUUCUGAUGUCAAUCCAAUUGGGUCAAACAAGCAAGGCUAUAGUAUCGCUGAAUGAUGGGUUUUUGCAAUAUACUUAUAACAAUGAUCCAGUUUAUUUGUCAAGUGUCAAUUUAUCGGACGGUCAAUGGCACCGAAUUGAAAUACAGUGGCUUGGCACAGAAUUAGCUUUUUCAUUAGAUUAUAAUCACAGAAUGGCUAUAUUACCUGUAACACACAAGAUUCAGGGAUUGUAUAUCGGAAAAAUUGUACUUGGUAUGGAUUCUGGAGUUUUCGGCAAUUUUGAUUAUGGUUAUUUUGUUGGGUGCAUUCAGGAUGUUAGAGUAGGAAACUUGCAAUCAGUACUUAAUCGACCAACUGUGCAGGAGAAUGUUCAGGAAGGUUGCGGAACGCAAGCUGAAUGUCCUAUUAGUUGUCCAGAAAAUUCCGAAUGUAACAUGGAGUGGGAUGAAGCUGAAUGUGUUUGUGAAAAAGGCUAUAUUGGCAAAGAAUGUAUUUCGAAGUGUGAUGUUAAUCCCUGUCAAAAUAGUGCAACAUGUCAUAUGGAUUACACAUUAGACAAGGCAUAUUAUUGCAGUUGUAACAGCUCUUUGUAUUCAGGUGAAUAUUGCGAAAUAGUACUAGAGCAACCUUGUCCGGCAGGCUGGUGGGGUGUAGGAGAAUGUGGACCAUGCAAUUGUGAUGUGGAUAAGGGUUAUAAUCCUGAUUGUCAUAAAACAACAGGAGAAUGCUCUUGUAACGAAAACCAUUAUCAGCCAGAAGGUCAGAAUGCUUGUUUUCCAUGCAAUUGCUAUAGCACGGGUUCUUUCAGUUCGACAUGCGACAAAAUUAGCGGACAAUGUUCUUGUAGAGAAGGCGUCAUCGGUCGACGAUGUGACACUUGUCCCAAUCCUUAUGCGGAAAUUACUUUAAAAGGAUGCGAAGUGGUGUACGAUUCAUGUCCACGUGCGCAGGAUGCAGAACUUUGGUGGCCUCGUACUAGUUUUGGCAGCGAAGCAAUCAUCAGUUGCCCUGCACCGGCUAGCGGACGCGCAUCGCGUCUUUGUGAUUCCACUCUGGGCGGAUGGCAGCAACCGGAUCUUUUUAAUUGUACCUCUAAACCGUUUAUUGAACUUAGGAAACAGUUAUCUCAAUUGGAACAUAAUGAAUUAACCCUGAAUACAUUUGUGGCGAUCAAAUUAGCAGAAGAUUUGAAUAAUGCUUGUUUGAAAUACAAUGAGAAUAAAUUGUAUGGGGCUGAUGUGCUAAUUAGUGAAGGUAUCUUGCAAUACCUUAUUGCUUAUGAAUUGAGUCAAACGGGAUUGAAUUUAUCUCAUAGUCAAGAUAAAGAUUAUAUACAGAACAUAGUCUCAGUUGCAAGUAUCAUACUAGACGUGCGUUAUGAAAAGGAGUGGAAUCAAAUUGCUAAAUUAACUGGAAGAAAUGUUGAUUAUUUAGUCAAAUUAUUGUAUAAGUAUAUAAAUACCUUAGCGAAAAAUCAACAUGAUACAUACACAAGCCCCUUUGAAAUCACUCAAAUGAAUAUGGUAUUAGGAUUAGACAUUGUCACAGCAGAAUCUUUAUUUGGUUAUGAACCACACUCUUCGGAUGGUGAUUAUUUAAUGAAAUCAUCUAAGCAAAGAUUAGUUAAUGACACAAACAAGUACGUGUCGAAUGAAAAUAAAUAUGCUGGAUCGAGCAAUCAACACAAAUCUAGGAUGCCUUACACAACAGAAAAAGUUGUUUUGCCAGAUACAUCCAGUUUUUUCUUUCCUUUUGAGGUGUAUGGGAAAAAGAAAUUAUCAAGAAUGAUAUCUUUUCCUAAAUACAAUAAUUUUAUGAUGUCACCGGACAAGUUCGACAAGAGGACAAAAGUAAUGGUGCCUCUUGAUGUUCUGGGAAUAAGUCAACCUGAAGAAGAAAUAACAAUGCAAAGCCUAACACGACCCAGGUCCGUUUUGUCAUAUAUUCAGUACAAAGAAGCAGGUUUAAUGUUUCCCCAAAAAUAUGAUUAUACCGUAUCAAGACGAUGGGGUGUCGACAUGAUGGUUGCGAGUCCAAUAAUAUCAGUUACAAUAUUAAUACCAGGAUAUAAAAAUGAGGAAAUUACUCCUUCUCAAGCCUCAGAUGCCGAAAGAAAUAAUUAUCCAGACUCCCAAAUACAAAUUGUUAUUAACGAGCAGUCAAUAAAUCAAACCAUGAAUAAUAAUGUUGUAAUAAGUGAUGCAAAUUCUUUGAUGAAGGGUUCGAAUACCCCAAAAAUAAAUACAGAUGACAGUUUGUCAACAGAUAAUAGAUUGUCUUAUUUAUCAGAGAACAUGAAUUAUGAUAAUGGUUAUGUAAAUGAUAUGAAAGCUCCAUUAGCAUUGCCAUUGAUCGAGGAUGAAAAAAAUAAUGAUGCUAAGCUCAUUUAUAAACCUCUCAGUAAUUUGGAUCUUAAGCAGCCAAUUAGACUUCAAAUGUGGCUAAAUUUAGAAAAUUUACAAGCUUUACCUAGAGCUAAUCCACAGUGUGUACACUGGAGAGUUACAAAUGGAGAGGGAAUGUGGUCCAGAAUUGGCUGCCAAACAGAAUUACCGCAAGAAAUGACUUACCAACAAUUAAAAUAUCAGGCUUCGACUGAUUAUGAAAAUAAUAAAGUUAUGAUAAAUUGUUCAUGCACUCAAUUAUCAACGUACGCUGUUCUUGUGGAUGUUAUCGAUCCUAAGGAAAUACCAGAACCUUCGUUACAACAAAAUAUUUUACAUUACUUGAGCUUCAGUAUAGCAUUGGUUUUAUUAUUGACUGUAUUGGUUACUUUUGGCUUAUUACGUGGACCACAGACUAACUCUAUAAGGAUUCAUACAAAUUUGAUUCUUUGCGUUUUUAUGGCAGAGUUUCUUUAUUUUAUUGCAUUACAAUCUGGAAGAACACUGAUUGAGUUUGAGUUUCCAUGUAAAUUAGUAGCAAUGUGGCUGCACUACUUUUGGUUAGCCACUUUUUGCUGGUCACUUGUUGAUAUGCUGCAUCUAUACAGAAUGCUGACUGAGAUGCGUGAUAUUAAUCAUGGCCCUAUGUGUAUUUAUUAUGGUUUGGGAUAUGCAAGUCCCGCUAUUAUCACUGGUCUAUCAGUAGGAGUUCGAGCUCAUCAGUAUGGCAAUAAUAUAUUCUGUUGGCUUUCAAUAUUUGAGUCUGUGAUUUGGUGGUUAGCAGCUCCUAUUUGUUUCACAGUUGCUAUUUCAUUGAUUGUUCUUUUCUUAUCAAUGAAAGCUGCUUUUACGUUGAAAGAGCACGUUCUUGGAUUUGGAAAUUUAAGAACUUUGCUCUGGUUGUCAGUUGUCUCACUACCUUUGCUAGUUACAAUGUGGGUUUUAGCUUUAUUGACCUCGAGUGAUAGAGAACCAACCCUGGGUUACUUAUUGGAUGUCACUAUAUUAGUACAUGGAUUCUUUAGUUUAGUGGGUUAUUGCAUAAUUAAUAAGCGAGUUAAAGAAAAUAUUUAUAGGGCUAUAAUGCAAUGCUUGGAUCGCAAGUUACCACUAUUGGAAUCAUCGAGCAGUCAGAGCCAUUUGGGAGGUUCGCGUAAUGCCGGAACAGCUGGAAAUACUGCCGGUUCAGUGGCCGUUGGAUCCGACUUACCUCGCAGACACCUUGCCAUUAGCGCAUCAAGUACCACAUCCAGAUCCACAACUAAAACAAGUUCUAGUCCUUACAGUCGAAGCGAUUGCCAUCUUAGAAGUACCAGCACUUCCAAUUCUACAAGUGAUGUUCCAUCAUAUAUGAAACGUUAUGAAAGUAAUUUACAUCGGCACAAAGAAGAAAAAGGUUCAGACAGUGAUUCUGAUUCGGAAGGCCGAAGUUUAGAUCUUGCUUCUAGUUAUUCUAGUGAUGACGACGAAAGUUCGAAUAGAAGACACCGACGUAAAGCUCCUACGAUGCUGCACAAUUAUUUGCCGAAUAUAACAGAAGCACAGAAUCCGCCUGAUCUUCAUGUUAUGAACAGUCCUCAGUUAUUUCCAAGUGUCCAAUCCAAUCCACAAUAUAUGAAACCGAUUUAUGCACCGAAGUGGUCUAGUAAGCUACCUGAUUCAUACCUACCAUAUAAUAAAGGUCGAUGGUCCCAAGAUACUGGAUCCGAUAACGAAAUCCAGCCCAAUCUCGUACAAAGCACAUUAAAAAACAGUGUUACUCAGUCGUCGAUGCCGCUGCCUAAUCCGGACCUCACAUUGGACACAAAUCACGUUCGAAAAUUGAAUGGACAAUAUGGACAUGAAUCUAUAUACGGCAGAAACAUUUCACAUAGUGAACAGAAUAUAAAUAGUAAAUAUGAAGAGGGUCAAAAUUCUACUCCGCAAAUGCCACAGUUUAUCGAUAAAAACUAUGAUAAAGUCAAUUAUGGUCAUAAUGAUUAUCGGUAUGAAGACCAACGCUCACCUUACAGCAAUGGAAAGGAUAUGUAUGAUAAGCAAGAGUUUUCAGAUAAUAUGCAACAUAGAAAUGAAGACAACUCUCAUGAAUAUGCUAUUAACUCGAGCAAUUAUUUAAAUGAUAGAUGUGGCAUAAAUGUGGUUCCACACAAUCAAUAUUUGGCGUAUUCUAAUAGUGAUAAUAUGUGCAAUCAAGAUAUAAAUAUGACCAACACGUACUGUUCUGAUUACCCUGAUAUAACAGAUAGAAUCUCUGUAAACUCGGAAAAAUAUAAUAUUUGUGAUAAAUACUUAUUUCCUUAUACAGCUGAAGAGGAUCAUUCAUCACCUACAUUGUCUAAUUAUGCUGCUAAUCCAGAUUACCAGAAUCGCAUAAUUUCACGUAGUGGGUCUCGAAGAGGAAGUUUGGGGACCAAUCAUACAUCAUCACCGCUGCCAUCACAAUACUGCCAUAGUCUUGCUUCAACACCGCAAAUUAUUGCACCAUUAACUAACAUUACAGAUAUCGAAGAGAAGAAUAUGGAUGAAACACCGGUGUAGUAUUAAAGAAGUGUUAAAAUCGAGACAAAAUUAAAAAACUGCUCACAAAGUCAAAGUAUAAAAAUUAAUACUAUACAUUACUGUCAAUUAUGAAACAAACCUUUGAAUGGGAAAUAGUGAAUUGUUUUUCUUUUUGUUCAUCACAUUUGUAUAACAAGUUUAUGAAGGCUGCAGU
Molecule: messenger RNA, 10579 nt
Organism: Ctenocephalides felis (cat flea)
Lineage: Eukaryota; Metazoa; Arthropoda; Insecta; Siphonaptera; Pulicidae
Product: protocadherin-like wing polarity protein stan
Biological process (GO): cell surface receptor signaling pathway; G protein-coupled receptor signaling pathway; homophilic cell-cell adhesion
Cellular component (GO): plasma membrane
Molecular function (GO): G protein-coupled receptor activity; calcium ion binding
Source: RefSeq, a predicted model, not a curated record